Messenger RNA from Crotalus tigris (Tiger rattlesnake), 9074 nucleotides. RefSeq names its product CASK interacting protein 1 (gene CASKIN1). Gene Ontology annotation, molecular function: protein binding. The record is from RefSeq and is a predicted model, not a curated record. Lineage: Eukaryota; Metazoa; Chordata; Lepidosauria; Squamata; Viperidae. The transcript has 20 exons. The coding region runs from base 458 to 4846 and encodes 1462 amino acids.
UCCUUCCUUCCUUCCUUUCUCUCUCUCUUUUUCUCUCCCACACAUUUAGCCUUUUCCUAACUUUUCUUUUUAUAUGUUUUCAUGUUUAUAUUUUAUUUACGUAAAGCUCCAAUGAACAUUUUGAAAAAGGAGGGGCAAAUGAAUAUUUGCUGAAAGGAGCAGAAGGUGGGCGACAAGCAAAAAACAAUGUUGGACGUGCAAAGAGUCUUUCCUGCCUGCUGAGUUGGUCUCCUUGAUUCAAAACAGGGCACGUCAUCCAAUCCAAUCCUAAUGAUCCAAUCAAAGUACAAACCAGGGAUAACGAUAGCAAAAUCAAAACUGACCCCACUUCAGGAUCAUUCUGAGAGGAACAACCAGGUUCUCUGCCUUGCAUCACGCCGCUCUCAACGGCAACACGGAGCUUCUGCUGCUGCUGCUGGAGGCCCAGGCUGCGGUGGACAUCAAGGACAACAAAGGCAUGCGCCCCUUGCACUACGCUGCCUGGCAAGGGAAGAAGGAGCCCAUGAAAUUGGUGCUGAAGGCCGGCUCCUCGGUCAACAUCCCGUCGGACGAGGGGCAGAUCCCUUUGCACUUGGCAGCCCAGCACGGACACUACGAUGUGUCAGAAAUGCUCCUCCAGCACCAGUCCAACCCCUGCAUCCUGGACAACAGCGGGAAGACCCCUCUGGACUUGGCCUGCGAAUUUGGCCGCGUUGGGGUGGUGCAGCUGCUUCUGAACAGCAACAUGUGCGCAGCCCUGUUGGAGCCCAAGCCGGGGGACAUCACUGACCCAAACGGGACCAGCCCACUGCACCUGGCCGCCAAGAAUGGGCACAUUGAUGUCAUCAGGCUUUUGCUCCAGGCUGGCAUAGACAUUAAUCGUCAGACGAAGGCAGGGACCGCCUUGCACGAAGCGGCCCUGUGUGGCAAGACGGACGUGGUGCGCCUCCUCCUGGAUAGCGGGAUCAAUGCCCAUAUCCGGAACACCUACAGCCAGACCGCCCUGGACAUUGUCCACCAGUUCACGGCCACGCAAGCCAGCAAGGAGAUCAAGCAGAUGCUGCGAGACGCUUCGGCCGCCCUGCAGGUCAGGGCCAUGAAAGAUUAUUGCAACAACUACGACCUGACCAGCCUCAAUGUCAAAGCCGGGGACAUCAUCACGGUGCUGGAGCAGCAUGCCGACGGCCGGUGGAAAGGCUGCAUCCACGACAACCGGACAGGCAACGACCGUGUGGGAUACUUCCCGUCCACCCUGGUCGAAGCCAUCAGCAAACGUACAGGUCCGUGGGAUGCAGACCCUUCCCCGGGGCAGUAUCAAGCCAUCUCCCUCCCAGCUGGAGGGGCUGCCCUGCCCAACGGCCUCUCUGCCCCCUCUAUCUCCUCCUCCUCCUCCUCUUCUCCCCCCCUCCAUCAGCUCCAUUGCCUGCCUCCACCUCCACUGCUUUCCCAUCAGCCUCUUUUCAGUUCCUUCGGCUACCGCCGGCUCGCCCAUGGCGGCACGGAAAGGCCUUGCGCCAAUCCAGGUUCCCGGGGGUCGGAUGCCAGCCCCUCCCACUUGUCCCCCGGCAGCUCUGCUACCACGCCGGCCCCAGCAGAAGAAAUUUGGGUGCUCCGCAAGCCCUUCGCAGGAGGUGACCGCAGCAGCGUGGGCAGCACUGGAAGCAUCGCCAGUGGACGGAGCUCGGGCAGUGGCCAGAGCACGGGAAGCGGAAGCCAUGUGGCCCUUCACCCCAGUUCAGAAGGCGUGAAGCUGCUGGCAACUGUCCUUUCCCAGAAGGCGUCUGUGCAAGAAUCUGCUGCGAGCGACGGGCCUGCCAAGGCGGUGGAGACACCCGCAGGUACUUCCCGGACCCCAGGACUGGGCAGCACCCCAUACCCCAGCCAGCCGUAUGGUGAGCAGCAGGUGAAGAAGGUGGAGCCGCAGUCGGAGGGGAAGAGCUCAGAGGCCGUCUACCAGUGGCUCUACAAGUUUCAGCUGCAACUCUAUGCCUCCAACUUCAUAAAUGCUGGUUACGACAUUCCCACGAUCAGCAGAAUGACCCCCGAGGACCUGACGGCCAUUGGGGUCACCAAGCCAGGACACCGAAAGAAGAUCGCCUCCGAGAUCAACAACCUGAACAUUCCCGAGUGGCUCCCAGAAUACAAGCCAGCAAACCUGGCCCUUUGGCUUUCCAUGAUCGGUCUGGCACAGUAUUACAAAGUCCUGGUGGAAAAUGGCUACGAGAACAUCGAUUUCAUCACCGAUAUCACUUGGGAGGAUCUGCAGGAGAUCGGCAUCACCAAACUGGGCCACCAGAAGAAGCUGAUGCUAGCUGUGAAAAAGUUGGUGGAGAUCCAGAAAGCGGAAUACAUCAAGUAUGAAUCAGGAACCCUGAAGAAAAAAGGUGCACCACAGUCACAGGACACAGUGGCCAUAGAGUCUCCUCCGCAGGAAACGGCUGAAUGCCAAUCCCCCAAGAUGUCCACUUUCCAGGGCAGCGAGCUGAGCAAUGAAUUGCAGGUGGCCAUGACAGGCACCAGUGAAGAGGGGCCCGAGAAACAGGUCAACCAUGUGACGCACUUCCGGGACGGAGCUGUCUACCGGCACCCCUCCCGCCUCGUUCACGAGAACAGCCUGAGUGGGAGAGCUAAGCUGAUUAGUAGUUCCCAGGAGCUGCUGGGAGAUGGGCCCAAAUCUCCUGGCCCUGCAGCAUCCAAAAGCCAGGAGCACCUAGCAGAAGAGGGGAAGGAACCUCCAGCCACCCUGCCCAAGGAGGUGCGGAGCCUCCGACAUGGCCACAGCAUCAAGAGGGCAAGCGUCCCACCAGUGCCUGGAAAACCCCGGCAAUCCUUCCCUCCAGCUGCAGGCCACUACACCCCUCCGCAAACGCCCACCAAGCCCCGCCCAUCCUCUCCUCAGGCUUUCGGGGUGCCCCACGCCACAGCCAAAGUAAAACCCACACCACAGUUGCUGCCGCAGACCGACCGACCCAUGUCCCCUCGCUCCCUGCCUCAGUCUCCAACGCACCGGGGCUUUGCAUAUGUCAUACCGCAGCCUGUGGAGGGAGAGGCUCAGGCGGCGGGCCCCUUGGCUCAAGCCGUGCCGGUCCUGCCCAUCUCCAUUCCAGUGCUGUGCCUGCCACCCCAGGCUGCGGAGAGCGAGGAGGAGGCAGGUCGGCCCAAGAAGAGGGCCCACAGUCUGAAUCGCUAUGCAAUGUCCGACAGUGAGCAGGAGCGGGAUGAGCUGCUGGUGCCAGAUGCUGGGCCCUAUGCCACUGUGCAGCGGAGGGUCGGGCGCAGCCAUUCUGUCCGGGCACAGUCGGGUGUCGACAAGAACGUGAACCGCAGCCAGUCCUUUGCUGUGCGGCCCAAGAAGAAGGGACCUCCGCCUCCGCCGCCCAAACGUUCCAGCUCUGCCAUCUCCAGCAGCAACAUGACGGACGAUUUUAGCAAAGAAGGAGAGGAGGGAGAAGAGCUGGCCCAGAAGCAGCUGAGUGACGGGGGCACCGUGGACACAGGCAGUGCUGGGAGCGUAAAGAGUAUUGCUGCCAUGUUAGAAAUGUCAUCUAUCGGUGGAGGGGGGCGGGCUCUUGCCCUGCAAAAGGGGGCUGACGGGUACUACUUGCAGCCUGGUGUGGUUGUGCGCUCAGCCAGUCCGGAACAUACCCGUGUUGCAACUGUUCUGGCCACUGUCAAGCACAAAGAGGCCAUCGGACCAGACGGAGAGGUGGUGAACCGCCGACGCACCAUCAGUGGUCCUGUGACUGGGCUUGUGGCAGCUGCUCGCCGUGAACGCUCGGACAGCAUCAAGUCUGAUUUGGCCAAAGAUGGCGGCCCCAUGGAACGGCUGCGAGCAGAGCACAGCGGGAGCUCCCCACAGAACGGUUCAGGAGAAAAUAUCCCCUUUGCGGAGGAGGGCAGCCUGACUAUCAAGCAGCGUCCCCGGCAGAUGAGCCUCGCCAAGGCCGAAGGUGGGGAGGGCUUGUCCCUGGCCCACCGGCAUGGUGACCUUUCCAGAGUGGAGGCCAGUGCCACUCUCAAGCGGAGGAUCCGGGCAAAGCAGUGUCAACAGGACAAUGUCAAGUUCAUCCUCACGGAAUCGGACACUGUGAAAAGGCGGCCAAAGUCAAAAGACAAGGAGCAAGAGCUGGCCCAGCUCUCGGUGUACCACAACGGUAUGGGCACAGUCAAGCGCCGGCCGACCUCUGAAAUGAGCAGCCUGGAGGCUGUGGCUCCCACAGAGCAGAGAGGGGAAGGGGCUUUGGCUCAGAUCCCCCGCGAAGGAGAAGCCAAGAAACCCAUCAAGCCUCCAGUCUCCCCCAAGCCCAUCUUGCCGCCCAAAACCUCAGGGCCUUCCACGCCCACCCCCAAAAGGGCUCCGAUUCCCGGCCCUGGAAGCCCAGAAGUGAAACGUGUCCAUGGGACCCCGCCACCCACAUCUCCAAAGCCUACACCACCCCCAACUGCUCCGAAGCCGAAGGUCCACCCUGUCCUCCAGUCAGUGAGUGCCAGCUGCACACCAGCACCUUCACCGGCCAAGCAGCUCACCCCCACCAUCAAGCCUUCAAGCACACCUCCUUCCCUCUGCUCCAGCCCAGCUAAGCCUUUGUCUCCCGGAGGGCUACCUCCCCAGACCGUGCCAGUCAAGCCACCUCGCUCCUCCAUGGCUGGGCCUUCAGUGGAGAGCACCGAGAGUGUGCAUCAGAAACUGGAGGAGACCAGUGCUUCUCUGGCUGCCGCUCUGCAAGCUGUGGAGGAGAAGAUCAAGCAAGAGGAUGGACAAGCAGCAGAUUCCACUGCAGAAUCCAAGAGUACUGUCAGCAUCCUGGAUGACAUUGGCAGCAUGUUUGAUGACCUUGCUGACCAGCUAGAUGCCAUGUUGGAAUGAGAGCUGGAGAACAGUCCGGGCCAACCUCAGGAUCUGCCAUGGGCACAAGGGCACAAUCACCUCCAUGAAGAUCUUCCCUCCUCCAUUUUUUGAGGUUUGCACAAAGAAGACAAGGUUACCUCAGGAUUGUGUUGAAACAAACUGAGAUGCUUGAGAAAGGCUUCCCUCGGGACCAGUUUGGCAAAGUGAAGGGAGGAACCACGUUUGGGUGUCUUCUCCCCUCCCUUCCAAACACCUGUGUGACCUUAGAGAUAACAGCAGGGCUGCAGUUCUCCUGCAGUGGAGUCGGAGGUCAGGGCCUGGGAUGGCAGAGCUUCCAUGGCAACGGGAGAAAGUGAGCGUCACACUUUCUUCAGCACAGCUUUCUGGGCGAAGCUACUCCAUCCACUCCGUGUGGCUUUUCCCCUCACAUAUAAUUAUGAAGGUUUCCUUUCCCCCCUCUCCAGAUCAGUCCUGAGUUGUUACCGUCCCAAUACACUAUCAAAGUACGUGGCACAAAUAAGUAUUAGUCUUCUCUGGUUCUUCAUGUUUUCCAUUUGGGGUGAAAUCUUGUCUUAGCGAUGACUAUUGCCUUCUGUGUUGGGUGUUUCUGGACUGCACACCGCGUUUCCUUCCAUGCCCAGCUCAUGCGCCCAACUGCCACCGCUGGACAUGCUGGUAGAGGCAGCCAUGGAAGGCCUGAGGGAACCUGUGAGUCGGGGUGGGGGGUGGGGGAACCUUCAGCAAGCUGCAUGCUUUGUUUUUUUGUCCUGAAGGUGUUUGUCUUCUCCUGGUGAUGAUGAAGCUGUGACUGUAAGAAGUUUUGUUUUGUUAACACGUCCCCUUUGAGAGACAAGCUCUUUUUUUUCUGUCGGUUUGCCUUGGAAAGCAUCAUUCCUGGCAAAAGCUGUGCAAAAGCUUUGGUAUGUUUGCAUGAUCGAUAAAAGUAUUGAAAUAUGAAAAGAAAAAAAAAACGGGGUGGGGUGGGUGGGAUAAAAGCAUCCUGGCCAAAAUUUCCUUGUACAUAAGCCCCAUCGGUGGCUGCUGCAGCUGCCGAAGAUAGACGGCAAAUCUUUUUUUUUUUUUUUUAAACCCCUCUCGAGGCAGUUCUGAGCACAGGGACUCGCCCUGCACUUUCUAUUGCUCUAAGGCGCUUCUGUCCCAAAGAGUUCGUCACCGAUUGAACCAUUUCGCCUUCUUAACCUGCCGUGACCGUUGGGAGCAAGGUUGGAAGAAGACGUCACUGACCAGGCAAUGGACGGAGAAGGAACGAUAAACCAUAUCCGUGUUCUGGAAACCGAGGGCAAGGGCGGUGGUGGUUUGGUAUUUCAGUGGAGGUUUCAUGGAAGGGAGACGUCCUCUCUUGGUAUUACAGGCUCAGUUUCGGAAGGGGGCAGCCAGGAUGAGUGGAUUGCAACCAUUAGCUAGAACAUGUCUUGUACUCCUGACUCGUGAGACGCAGAUCUUGCCCUGAUUGAAGGAUCUUCUGGCAAUCAGUUAGGAAAGGGCUUCCUUGCGAGAAGGAAUCCUGCCGAGUACAGCACCGUUUCUUCUUCCAGAAAGGGGCAUCUUCCAAGAGGAUCACAAUUUGUGCUGACCCAAGGGUUGUACGCCAAAGUUUACUCUUAUGAGCCUUCUCCCUCUUCCAGGUAUGUAGUGCAGAAUUGCUGUUUUCGUUACUCCCCAGGCAGUGUAAGCACCACCUUGGUAUUGUGGCAAAUUCAUCUUCUAAUUUCAUCAACCGACUUGAGGCUUCCUAGAAGGAAGAAAUCAUAGUAUAGUGACGGGAGGAACAAACUGCUCUGUCAAUUCAGAACUGUCUACUAUGCUCAGGUUUACUUUGGUUUAUUCCACUUGCAAAUUGGAAGGGUCUGGAUAGGAAAUAAGGAAGACCCUUGGCUGCAAGAGGAAUGCUUGAAUGUUGCCGUUAGGGAAGGCCAGCCUUUGUCUGGCUCCUGCUUCUGAUGGAUGAGCUUCUCGGGGUCUCCUGGCUUCUUCAAGUUGCAUGGGAAGACUUGGAUCACCCUCCGGCCAUGUUCUCAGUGAGCUGCUCCACUUCAGCUUCCACUCGGUCUUCCUUCUUGUGGAAUUUAUAAAACAACACGAUGAUGGCAAGAAGCAGCAUUUUACAAGGAAAGGUAGAUCAUUUUACUUGAAUCGUUUACCGGGUUCUCUAAACCUUGUGCCCACAGGAGCAUUCUGGGGCAAGUGCCCAAGAUAUGUUGUCCUUUGUCCAAGGCCAGUGGGAGUAAUUCUUAAACCUUUGACUGCUAUUUCCAAAUGAUUCAUUUGCCUACAAAACUCCAUCAAAGAAAUUCCCCUAAGUACUUCUGAAGGAAUUUUGGCAGCGCCUACUUAUUUUUGACUCUUAGAAUGCGUUUCCUAAUCUCUAGCCUAAACUGGCUUUUAAAUGUUUUCGGCUGGUUAUACUUUCUCUCCCUCAUGAUGUGUUUGUACGUCAGAAUAACGGUGGCCCAUAAUUCAUAUGUCACGCCUCUGAAACCAGAAGCACUUGAACCAUCUUCCUCUCUCACAGAUGAAAGUACCGAGGUACUAGCUAGCUUAAGGCCCUUUUCCCAAAACUUAUAUCUUCUGGGAAUGAAGAACUACAGGGCAACAAUUUGCAGCUGGGAAUCAACCGAUAUUCUUCGGGAGAUCAGAGGGGGCUGGGAAAGUGACACAACCUCUCCGCAUGCUGCCAUCCGAUUUGUAGGGCAUCCGUUCUGACCAUGGGAUGGAGCCCUUGCCUUUCAUCUCUCCUUCCUCUUAUCUGGUGUAAUUCUCAGGUCUCUCUUGCUGGUGGGUUCUCCGUUUCCUGUACAUUUCACUCCGUCGUGUUUUGGUUUUUGCUUUAUCGAAUCACCUGGCAAUAAAGGAAAAAAAAAACAAACAAGAGCUACCAACUUUCAGUGAGAUCUUGGGGCUUUGUCUUGCAGACUCUUCUCAGACAACAUGGCAAGGUUGGGGUUCUUGAGCAGGUGACCUCUCACGUUUUAUGGCUGCUCUCAGCCAAGGGUAAAAAUACCAGUGAUAGGAACAAAACUUACGUGUGGGGCUACCACAGCUUCAUCUUCUCUUAGAGUUAUCAGUUCCAUCUUCUUGAGUGGCAGGCCAACCUCCAACACGGGACCCGUUCUUCACUUAUGUGAUCAUGACAUGCUGGGUUCCUUCCUCUUCGGUCUAUUCUUCCUAUCUCUCCAUCCGGUAAAGGAAUCCAGAAAAAAAGCAGCUUAAAAAAUGGGAGUCUCCCUUUGGCUUCCUAUACAUCCCCCAUGGGCUUGGAGUUAAGAUCUCGGGAGAACUCGUGGUCAUCUUUUGGAAGAGCUACUGUUCUGAGAGACAUCAUGGAGCUUUUUCCACCUUAAAAGAGUAGUGUUGAGUUGUGGUGCUGUUUCUUUUGUUACUUCACUGAUAGAGCUCUCCUCCUCUUGAGACAGCCGUGUUUGGGAUGUUCUUAUGUGUGCAGAGACUCACACAGCUUUUCUGUUGGAAGGUGAUUAAAGGGAUAAAAAUAAGCUAUAUAUAAAAAAAGUAUUUAUUGGGAAAAAAAUAUUUAAGUGGAGUUUCCCCCAGAGAUAAAUAACAAAAGGAAAGGAGUUUAAUAUAUAUAUAUAUAAAAGAUUUUAAAAUAUUAUCAAUUGUAUAUUGAAGUUUUAAAAUAUGAGAUUGAAAGAACUGGAGUUUAGCUUGACUAUUAGAAUUAUUAUAAGCUGUGUGUCUUGUGAGGUCAUUUUAAAAAAGUAGCACAAUGUUUAAAAAGGUAGUUUAUCUUUUUUUUUUUUCAAAGCGUGCAAAACAUUAUGUUAUAUGGAUUUUUUUUGCCAUUUUCUUUUUACAGUUUUAUUGAAAAUCAAAGGAUGUGCCUUGUUUUAAGAAGUUUUGUUUAAUCUUAUCUGAAAAGCGUGCAUUCUUUUGUGUCUUUUUUAAGUUGGAUGUAUGUUUAUAUGCGCCUGUGUAUGUAUGCGAGUGCGUGUUGAAGUGCAUGCAUGUGGAAAUCACUAACAUAUGCCCAGCUGUACACCAGUGUACAAAUGGGGGUCAGUCCAGUUUAAACACGGCUGUUAAGUCUGAAACAUCCUACUGGUUUCCUAGAGCUGUGGUUUCUGAGAGCUAGACUUGCUGUGUGAAUGCUGUUCCUGUUUCUUUUCUUGAAUAUGGAUAGUCUGUCUUUGCUGAUAUCCAAAACGUGUCUGGCACAACUUUGAAAUUUCUUAAUUAAAAAAAAUAAAAUAAAAAGGCAACAUAACAA